AUGACCCCGCUUCAGUGGGUCGGGGCUGGCCUAUUGGUGCUCGGUCUUGUACUCUACUUCGUGGAUCUGGACCUCGACUUCGACAUCCCCGGUGUGGACUUUCCGGGCAUCGCGGGCGGCAUAUGCGUCGUCGCCGGGACUUUCCUGCUAUUCGACGACGUCCGGAUCGGAGCGGGCGUCCUCGUCGCCGUGUCGCUGUUCGUGGCGGCCAGGCUCGCGGUGCGCUAUAGGAUCACCCGCUUUGCCAGGUACCGCACGCAGACCGAGAGGCUGCUGGGCGAGACGGGGUACUCCAUGACGGCCCUUGAGCCGCGCGGCAGCGUUCAGGUGCAGCGAGCUGUGGAGUGCGGUCUCCGAUUCGGGCGAGCCUAUUGA
Messenger RNA from Geodia barretti, 375 nucleotides. NCBI's taxonomy places the organism in Eukaryota, Metazoa, Porifera, Demospongiae, Tetractinellida, Geodiidae. The record is from the annotation of a GenBank genome assembly.